AUGGCACCGUUACCAGUAAUUAAUCUCGAGCCGAGCGAGGUGAAAGAGAUCUUCUGGACCAAAGUGAAGGAACCACAGUCGCAGCGCAAGCUGAUUCUAGUGAUCGUCUCAAUUGCACUGCUGCUAGAUAACAUGUUGUACAUGGUGAUUGUACCGAUCAUUCCGGACUACCUACGGUACAUUGGCACUUGGGGACCGGAGGAACCGUACAAUAUGAGCGCCCCCACCACCGUCUUUACACCGCACACACAUUCACACCAUGGGCAAGAUUCGGCCACUGGCAUCCUGUUCGCCUCGAAAGCCAUCGUACAGCUGAUGGUAAAUCCAUUCUCUGGCGCACUUAUCGAUCGGAUCGGCUACGACCUACCGAUGAUGGUGGGACUGAUCAUCAUGUUUCUUUCCACGAUGGUGUUUGCCUGUGGGCGUAGCUACAGCAUGCUAUUCUUCGCCCGCUCCUUGCAGGGCGUUGGGUCGGCUUUUGCCGAUACAUCCGGUCUGGCCAUGAUUGCCGAUCGGUUUACAGAGGAAGCCGAACGCACAAAGGCUCUCGGCAUUGCGCUGGCAUUCAUUAGCUUCGGUUGUCUGGUGGCGCCUCCAUUCGGUGGUGCCUUAUAUCAGUUCGCCGGUAAGGAGGUUCCGUUUGUUAUCCUGGCGCUCAUAUCGUUGAUGGACGGAUUCAUGCUCCUGCUGGUGAUGAAACCAAUCAAGGAACAGCUAGCGGAUCGUCAAGAAGUGAAACCACCGUCCGUACCGAUCUGGAAACUGCUGAUGGAUCCGUACAUUGCCGUUUGUGCCGGUGCGCUUAUGAUGUCUAACGUUGCCCUCGCGUUUCUGGAACCUACCAUAUCGCUCUGGAUGGAGGACAACUUAACGACGGACAACUGGAAAAUUGGUAUGGUGUGGUUGCCGGCCUUCUUCCCUCACGUAUUCGGUGUGAUCAUAACGGUCAAGAUGGCGAAACAGUACCCAGAAAAGCAAUGGUUAAUGGCGGCCGGAGGACUUGCACUCGAAGGGCUUUGCUGCUUCAUCAUUCCAUUCAGCUCGUCCUACAUCAUGCUAAUGAUACCGAUCUGUGGAAUUUGUUUCGGGAUUGCGUUGAUAGACACAGCUCUACUGCCCACGUUGGGUUAUCUAGUAGAUAUACGAUACGUCUCGGUGUACGGCAGUAUCUACGCCAUCGCGGACAUUUCGUACUCACUGGCGUAUGCCGUCGGUCCCAUUAUUGCCGGCGGUGUGGUGGAAGCAAUCGGCUUUACGGCGCUUAACUUCCUUAUAGCGUUCUCGAAUCUGUUGUACGCUCCGGUUAUGUCUUACCUGCGAAAUAUCUACGAUUUUAAGCACUUUGAAAAUGAGGCCAACGUACUCAUGGGCGAUCCACCAACAAAGGAAUAUCAAACGUACACCAUGCAUGAUCAGCAAGUGGUUGGUGAGGAGUACAAAAAUCAUCUUGAGUACGGCCGUCAAACGGAUGAUGGCAAUUAUCAGCAGGAGACCAAUAUCGACCAAGGAUACUCUCAGAACGGUAGUUAUCAGCAGCAGCAGCAGCAAGGUGGUUAUCAAAACUAUCAGCCAGGGUAUCAGGAGCAGGGAGGUAGUGUCUAUCAGCAGCAACAGCAAGCUCCACGGCAUCUUCCACAGCAACCUCAGCAGGUUGCCAAUCCAUUCCGUCACGGGGAAUCGUCGGGACAGCAACAACAACACCAGCAGCCGGCCUCGUCUCAAUCCAGGGUCUCGAAUCCAUUCCGACAAGGCUUUUAA
Messenger RNA from Anopheles marshallii, 1758 nucleotides. It is a transcript of the gene VAChT, whose product is annotated as vesicular acetylcholine transporter. Gene Ontology annotation, molecular function: acetylcholine transmembrane transporter activity; xenobiotic transmembrane transporter activity. Gene Ontology annotation, cellular component: AP-1 adaptor complex; membrane; terminal bouton. The coding region runs from base 1 to 1758 and encodes 585 amino acids. The transcript has a single exon. Gene Ontology annotation, biological process: transmembrane transport; xenobiotic transport; chemical synaptic transmission. The record is from RefSeq and is a predicted model, not a curated record. NCBI's taxonomy places the organism in Eukaryota, Metazoa, Arthropoda, Insecta, Diptera, Culicidae.